This is a messenger RNA of Pelobates fuscus (common spadefoot toad), 3024 nucleotides long. RefSeq names its product polypeptide N-acetylgalactosaminyltransferase 12 (gene GALNT12). Bases 308 to 2086 code for a protein of 592 amino acids. Gene Ontology annotation, biological process: protein O-linked glycosylation. The transcript has 10 exons. Lineage: Eukaryota; Metazoa; Chordata; Amphibia; Anura; Pelobatidae. The record is from RefSeq and is a predicted model, not a curated record. Gene Ontology annotation, molecular function: polypeptide N-acetylgalactosaminyltransferase activity. Gene Ontology annotation, cellular component: Golgi apparatus.
AGAUAUGUAUUAAUAUAAAGUACAAAGCCACACAUAAACCUAGAUCAACUGGUAUUUACUAAAUUACACUUGACACAAUUAACCCCAAAGGCACACCCUUCAUUCAUCAUUCACAAUCACCAUGGUCAGGAUCUGUUGCUAUUUUAGUGUAGUAAUUGUCUUAAUGAAACACUAAAAUAUCUGGUUUAAAGAUUGGGUGUUCACUAAAGCAUAGCCAUAUUCUGUUUAUAUUCCAAAGUGACUAGUGAUACACUUGGUGGCAGUUUUCUAACUCAAACUAAGUCAGUGUGUGAGUGUGGACACAGUUAUGGUCAUGAUGAGUAAAAGGCGGAGGGGUUUGUUAAACUUUUUGUUGCCAUCAAGACGAAAGAGGGGACUGUGCCUGUUGGCCAUUGCUUGUUUAUUUCUGUGGGGUUUGAUAUCACUGCGCAAAGGAGAUGAGAAAACCAAGGAGAUGGAGGACCGCAGGGAGGUACACAAGGCUCCUCCGGUCCCACAAUUCUAUGAGCAGCUGAAGAGGCCAGUGUAUGAAAAACCACCCUUGGAUCCCAAUGCCUUGGGUGAAUUUGGACGAGCUGUGAAACUUAACUUGUUUGGGAAAGAAAAAGAACUGGAGGAAGAGAGCAUCAAGAAGCACCAAAUCAACAUCUACCUCAGUGACAAGAUCUCCCUACAUCGCCGGCUGGAGGAGAGGUGGAAUCCAAAGUGUAAAGAUGUGAAAUAUGACUAUUACAAGAUGCCUAAAACUUCGGUUGUAAUUGCCUUUUACAACGAGGCUUGGUCUACACUGCUGAGGACAGUCCACAGUGUCCUGGAAACCUCUCCAGACAUGCUCUUGGAAGAGGUCAUAAUUGUUGAUGAUUACAGUGAUAAAGAGCACCUAAAGGAACCUUUGGAAAAAUAUGUAUCUUCUCUGAAUAAGGUUAGACUUGUUCGCGCAAAUAAGAGAGAAGGCUUAGUACGAGCUCGUCUUCUAGGUGCUUCAACAGCCAAAGGAGAAGUCUUGACCUUUUUGGAUUGCCAUUGUGAGUGCCAUGAAGGCUGGCUGGAGCCGCUGAUGGAAAGGAUUCGGGAAAAGGAAACGGCUGUGGUUUGCCCAGUUAUUGAUGUUAUUGACUGGAAUACAUUUGAAUAUUUGGGCAAUGCUGGAGAACCACAGAUUGGAGGUUUUGAUUGGAGGUUGGUCUUCACUUGGCACACUGUCCCAGAAAGAGAACAACAGCGAAGACGGUCAUCCAUUGAUGUCAUCAGUUCACCGACCAUGGCUGGUGGGCUGUUUUCUGUGAGUAAGAAGUACUUUGAAUACUUAGGUUCUUAUGAUACUGGAAUGGAAGUUUGGGGAGGUGAAAACCUUGAGUUCUCAUUUAGGAUCUGGCAGUGUGGGGGCAGUCUUGAAGUCCACCCAUGUUCACAUGUGGGUCAUGUCUUUCCUAAACAAGCCCCAUAUUCCCGUAGUAAAGCAUUGGCAAACAGUGUUCGAGCAGCAGAAGUAUGGAUGGAUGAAUUUAAAGAUCUCUACUACCACCGCAACCCACAUGCCCGAUUGGAGCCCUAUGGAGAUGUAACGGAGAGAAGACAACUUCGAGACAAUCUGAAAUGUAAAGAUUUUAAAUGGUUCCUGGAGAACAUUUACCCAGAAAUUCAUGUUCCUGAGGAUGUUCCAGGCCAAUUUGGAAUGCUGAAGAACAAAGGGAUGAUCAAUUACUGCUUUGACUAUAAUCCUCCAAAUGAACAUGAUGUCACAGGACAGAAGGUCAUUUUAUAUCCUUGUCAUGGAAUGGGUCAAAAUCAGUUCUUUGAAUACACGUCAUAUAAUGAAAUACGCUACAACACCCGACAGCCUGAAGGCUGUGUCACAGCAGAUGCAAAUACAGACCAUCUAACAAUGUAUUUAUGUCGGGAAAAUGGUCAAAAAGUUCCUGAAAAUCAGGAGUUUAUUUUCAGAAAGGAUGGUAGUUUAUUCCAUCAACUAACAGAGAGGUGUGUGCAAGCUGAGCGAAACUCCGAAAAUGGAAACUCAGAACCUGUAUUACGACCAUGUUCCGACACAGACUACCAGAAAUGGUUUUUCCAGGAGAGGAGCUGAGCUAAAAGGAGAUAAUCAGAAAUUUAAACUAAUCACUGGAUGAUUUUAUUUUUUAAAUUAAAUAUAUUUUAUUUUAUGGUGUUGCUGGCAAACAUUUUCCUUUUUAUUGGAAUAAAUGUUGGGAUCAUUAAAUUUGUUUAUUUUCAUGCUCACAACAGUACUAUUUAAAUAGAUCAGGAGGUUGAAGGCUUUAACAAGUCAUGUUUGUGUUCAUAACAAGCUUCUAGUUAAUUUAGAAAAAUAUCUAAACUCCUUUAUAUGGACCAGCUUCUAGGAUUUUCUCCUCAGCCACUUUAGCACAGAACGUUUUUGUUCUGUUCACAAGAUAAACCUGUGUCCCUGGUGUUAUGUGCCUUUUAACUUGAUUGAGUGGAGGUGGGAUUUUUAAAGUUAUUGACAACACACAUGUCAGUAGGUAUGCCAUAUUUAACAGUAGAUCAUGUAAUAUCAUUGUGGUUGGAAUGAUGGUAAUUUUAUAAUUUGCUGCAUGAGUGUCAAUACAUAUUGAUUUAUUUGGGGGUACAAAAAGAGAGGUCUGAAGCAAGUGAGGAACUUUUUGAACUUCGGGAUAUGAGAAACAAUUGGCUUUCAAUGUUAAAGCCCCUUGAGAUAAGUGAGCAACCUGUAACGUCACUAGUUAACUGUAAAUUGUUUCUUUUUAUUCAAAAUAACCAAACUCUAAGAAACGAAAUCCACUUCUGAAAACACCAUAUGCUUGGGUAAAUCAGUACCACAGUUUUAAGGCAAAGCUGUUUUUGUAGUUAGGUUUUAUAUGCCUUAAAUUGUAUUUACUCUUAGUUUGUUUAUAUACAUAUUUAAAAGAAUAUAUGAUCUAGAGUUGAAUAAGUAUUCUUUAUAAGAAAGCAAACAUUGAAAGAUCCUACUGAGGACCCAGGUGUAGAAGUUCUGAAUCUGUUGCAGGUAUUUGUGUCAUGAAC